AUGGCAAGUCCAAGAACAAGGAAGGUUCUCAAGGAAGUCAGAGCACAAGAUGAGAACAAUGUCUGUUUUGAAUGUGGUGCAUUUAACCCCCAGUGGGUGAGUGUGACCUAUGGAAUUUGGAUCUGUCUGGAGUGCUCAGGAAAACACCGAGGCUUGGGAGUUCACCUCAGUUUUGUACGCUCUGUAACUAUGGACAAAUGGAAGGAUAUUGAGCUGGAGAAAAUGAAAGCUGGAGGUAACAGCAAAUUUCGAGAGUUCUUGGAGUCUCAAGAUGACUAUGAUCCCUGCUGGUCGAUGCAAGAGAAGUACAACAGCAAAGCUGCGGCUCUUUUUAGAGAUCGGGUAGCUACAGUAGCUGAAGGCAAGGAGUGGUCCAUUGAAACUUCUCCUGCGAGGAACUGGACCCCACCUCAGCCUAAAACGUCUCUCUCUUCCACUCAUCGUUCUGCUGGACAACCUCAGACUGCGACUGCCUCUUCUGACAAGGCUUUUGAAGACUGGUUAAAUGAUGAUGUCAGCUCCUACCAAGGCGGCCAAGAGAAUCGCUAUGUGGGGUUUGGAAACACGGUAAACCCUCCAAAAAAAGAAGACGACUUCCUGAAUAAUGCUAUGUCUUCGUUGUAUUCGGGAUGGAGCAGUUUUACAACUGGAGCAAGCAAAAUUGCCUCAGCUGCUAAAGAGGGUGCUACCAGAUUUGGAUCUCAAGCAAGUCAAAAGUUUUGGGGCUACAAGCAGCAGCCAGAGCCGGCAUCAGAGUUAGGUCAGACAUUAAAUGAAAAUGUUCUCAAACCUGCACAGGAAAAGGUGAAAGAGGGGAAAAUAUUUGAGGAGGUCACCGUGGGGGUGUCACAGUUGGCCAGCAAGGGAGUUGGAAGUAAGGGAUGGCGAGACGUCACCACUUUCUUUUCUGGCAAACCAGAUGAUAAUUCUGAAAGACCAUCUGAGGGAGACAGCUACCAGAACAGUGGAGGGGAGGGCUACCAGAACAAUGCUGUAGAUCAAAGCUUCUGGGAGACCUUUGGCAACUCGGAUCCACCAAAAGCUCAUAAAUCUCCGAGCAGUGAGAGCUGGACCUAUGUGGACAAUUCUGCAGAGAAGAAGAGCUCUGAUAGCUGGGACGUGUGGGGCUCAGGGACGGUCUCCAACAACAAGAACAGUAACAGCGACAGUUGGGAGAAUUGGGAGACCAACUGGGAAAACACAGGAGGGGAGAGCAAGACCAAAAAACCUCCUAAGGCAACAAAAAAGGCGUCUUCAGCUGAUGAUGGGUGGGAUAACCAGAACUGGUAGAACUCCGUUAACCCUGUUUUGCACAGCUAGGAAAGGGAGGCUAUGCUGGCUGAUGGAGGGGAGAAAGUUUUACACACAACUGGAGUAUCUUGGUUGACCUUACUGAUCUGUUACUUUUGUGCUUCCCAUUCAUUCUCCUUUCUUCUGUCCCGCUUUAGGAAAAAAAAGUAGCAUCUGAAUCUUUUAUUACAUACAGGUGGCUCUGUGCUUUUUUAAGGAUAGUGAUAAGUAUAUUCUCCUUGCACUGCU
Molecule: messenger RNA, 1539 nt
Organism: Opisthocomus hoazin
Lineage: Eukaryota; Metazoa; Chordata; Aves; Opisthocomiformes; Opisthocomidae
Source: RefSeq, a predicted model, not a curated record